Molecule: messenger RNA, 1904 nt
Organism: Hirundo rustica (Barn swallow)
Lineage: Eukaryota; Metazoa; Chordata; Aves; Passeriformes; Hirundinidae
Gene: ZNF639
Product: zinc finger protein 639
Exons: 7
Coding region: 337-1764 (475 amino acids)
Biological process (GO): regulation of transcription by RNA polymerase II
Cellular component (GO): nucleus
Molecular function (GO): DNA-binding transcription factor activity, RNA polymerase II-specific; RNA polymerase II transcription regulatory region sequence-specific DNA binding
Source: RefSeq, a predicted model, not a curated record
GCCGAGCGGGGCCCGGGAGGAGCGGAGCGGAGCGGAGCGGAGCGGCACUGGCGGCCGGCAGGGCCAGGGAAAGCCGCUGGAAUAGAACAGCCCGCCUUGCUGCCCCGCGGUCCGAUCCGUGGAGAAAAGGUUGAGCUUUUCAAGCGCGUACCUGGGGGUGAGACUUGGCGGUGUCAGUGCGCUGUCUUGCAAUCUUCCCUUGCAAUCACAGAAAACGGUGAAAUCUUCUUGAGCUGAUGCAUUCACUACAUUUGUAAGCUGUUCAGCCAUCAGCUUAGCUGCUCUGCUUCCUGAUACUGAAGACUCUAGGAUUUCUGUUCAUGUAGACUGUUCAAAAUGAAUGAACAUCCUAAAAAGAGGAAAAGGAAGACUCUGCAUCCCUCUCGUUACUCAGAUUCUUCAGGUGCAAGCAGAUACAUAGACAACAGUGGCAUUUUUUCUGACCACUGCUAUAGCGUCUGUUCCAUGAGACAGCCAGAUAUAAACAGAGGUAGAUUCCACAGUCCUGUGCAGAGCCUGGACACAGACGAUGAUGGGAGUCCGGUGCAUGCCGGGAGCUCUCACUGGAGCGUUGGGAUGCACUGUACAGACCCUAAAAAGAAGGAUAAAGGUAAAGAUAAAGGUACUAACAAUGGAGUUUGCAGAGACUUAUGUGACUCACCUAUAUUCAGUGACAGCCCCACAGAAGAAGAGAAACCUCUAGAUAUCCAAACUGUAGAAAUUUCUACAACAGAAGUGAAUGCUGUAGAAGUUCAUGACAUAGAAACACAGACUGUGUCACCUGAGAAGCUGGAAGCUGAGGACCUUGAGGAGAUCCCUCUGGAGACCUGUAAAAUCUUUGAGAAGAACCAGGCUGUGAAUAUCACAGCUCAACAGAAAUGGCCCUUGCUGAGAGCCAACAGCAGCGGCUUGUACAAGUGUGAGCUCUGUGAAUUCAACAGCAAGUACUUCUCUGAUCUGAAGCAGCACAUGAUCCUGAAGCAUAAGACAUGUACAGAAACUCAUGUCUGUAAAGUUUGUAAAGAAAGUUUCUCCAGCAAAGUGCAGCUCAUUGAGCACGUAAAACUACACGAGGAGGAUCCAUACAUCUGUAAAUACUGCGAUUACAAAACGGUGAUUUUUGAGAAUCUGAGUCAGCACAUAGCAGACACUCACUUCAACGACCACCUUUACUGGUGUGAGCAGUGUGAUGUGCAGUUCUCCUCCAGCAGCGAGCUGUACCUGCACUUCCAGGAGCACAGCUGUGACGAGCAGUACCUGUGUCAGUUCUGUGAGCACGAGACAAACGACCCCGAGGAUCUGCACAGCCACGUGGUGAACGAGCACGCGUGCCGGCUCAUCGAGCUGAGCGACAGCUACAACAACAAGGAGCGUGGCCAGUACAGCCUCAUCAACAAAAUCAGUUUUGACAAAUGCAAAAACUUCUUUGUGUGCCAGGUGUGCGGCUUUAGGAGCAGGCUGCAUACAAAUGUCAACAGGCACGUAGCUAUUGAGCACACCAAAAUAUUCCCUCAUGUUUGUGAUGACUGUGGGAAGGGAUUUUCAGGUAUGCUGGAGUAUUGCAAGCACCUAAGCUCUCAUUUAUCUGAAGGGAUUUAUUUGUGUCAGUACUGUGAAUAUUCAACGGGACAGAUUGAAGACCUUAAAACUCAUUUGGAUUUCAGGCAUUCAGCAGAUUUGCCUCAUAAAUGUACCGAUUGUUUAAUGAGGUUUGGGAAUGAGAAAGAUCUUUUAAGUCAUCUUCAGAUACAUGAGACGGUGUGAUUGCAUUCUUUCCCUGUAAUCAAUUUGUUAGAAUUGGAAUUAAUUUCCGGUCACUGGAAUGUGAUAUUAAAUACGAUUUCAACAGCAAUUGUACAUUUCUAAUGUUUUCAUCUUUAUAUCAGUAAAGCAUGUAUAGCGCU